Euleptes europaea (tarantolino) is the source of this 2128-nucleotide messenger RNA. RefSeq names its product zinc finger protein 845-like. NCBI's taxonomy places the organism in Eukaryota, Metazoa, Chordata, Lepidosauria, Squamata, Sphaerodactylidae. The coding region runs from base 182 to 2128 and encodes 648 amino acids. The record is from RefSeq and is a predicted model, not a curated record. The transcript has a single exon.
AACAAAAGAGCAGAAAAGGAAAACUGAAGCAAAGGAGAAAGGAAGGAAAGAAUCCAGCAUUUUUAAAGGUGUCAAGUUCAUUCCAAUCCAAGAAGAAAAUCACAAAGACAAGAAAAAGAUUAAUACCCCCCACUGGGCAAAAAGCUUAAGUGGCACAUCAAAGGACAAAACAGAACAGAGAAUGCAAAAUGAGGAGAAACAGUGGAAGUGGUCAGAGUAUAGGAUGGGUAUCAACAAAAUCCUUAUUUUCCAUACAAAAUUGCAGUCGGAGAAGACAUUUCACAGAUGCUCAGAGUGUGGAAAAAGUUUUAGAAAGAGGGGUAACCUUAUUGUACAUCAGAGACUGCACACUGGAGAAAAACCAUAUACAUGCUCUGAAUGUGGAAAGAGUUUCACUCGCCAUUCAGGCCUUGCUUCCCAUGAAAGAAUUCACACAGGGGAGAAACCAUAUAAAUGCUCUGAAUGUGGAAAGAGUUUCAGUCACUUUUCAAGCCUUGCUUAUCAUGAAAGAAUCCACACAGGGGAGAAGCCGUAUACAUGCUCUGAGUGUGGAAAGAGCUUCACAAUCUUCUCAUCCCUUACUUCCCAUCAAAGAAUCCACACAGGAGAUAAACCAUAUCAGUGCUCUGAGUGUGGGAAGAGUUUCAGUCAUCAUUCAAGCUUUACUUCCCAUCAAAGAAUUCAUACAAGAGAAAACCCAUAUAAGUGCUUAGAAUGUGGAAAAAGCUUCAACCACAGUGCAAGCUUUAUUUACCAUCAAAGGAUCCACACAGCAGAGAAAUUAUAUAAAUGCCCAGAGUAUGAAAAGAGCUUCAGAAACCACUUAAGCGUUAUUUUUCACACAUUCCACAUUGGGGAGAAACCAUAUAAGUGUACCAAGUGCAGAAACAGUUUCAGUCGUCCUUCAAGCCUUGCUUACCAUCAAAGAAUCCACACAGGGGAGAAACCAUAUAAAUGCACCAAGUGUGGAAAGAGUUUCAGUCACUUUUCAAGCUUUGCUUACCAUGAAAGAAUCCAUACAGGGGAGAAACCAUAUAUUUGCCCAGAGUGCGGAAAGAGCUUCACAGUCUGCUCAUCUCUUGCUUCCCAUCAAAGAAUACACACAGGGAAAAAACCAUAUAAAUGCACUGAGUGUGGAAACAGUUUCACUCACCCCUCAAGCCUUGCUUCUCAUCAAAGAAUUCACACAGGGGAGAAACCAUAUAAAUGCUCUGAAUGUGGAAAGAGCUUCACUUACAGCUCGGGCCUUUCUUCUCAUCAAAGAAUCCAUACAGGGGAGAAACCAUAUAAAUGUUCAGAAUGUGGAAAGAGUUUCAGUCACUGCUCCGGCCUUGCUUCUCAUCAAAGAAUUCACACAGGGGAGAAACCAUAUAAAUGUUCUGAGUGUGGAAAGGGCUUCACUUAUAGCUCAGGUCUUUCAUCUCAUCAAAGAAUCCAUACAGGGGAGAAACCAUACAAAUGUUCAGAAUGUGGAAAGAGCUUUAGUCACUGCUCAGGCCUUGCUUAUCAUCAAAUGAUCCAUACAGGGGUGAAACCAUAUAAAUGCUCUGAGUGUGGAAAGAGCUUUGGCCAUAGGGGAAAUCUUACUUCCCAUCAAAAGAUCCAUACAGGAGUGAAACCAUACACAUGUUCUGAGUGUGGAAAGAGUUUUGGUCACCGCUCAGGCCUUUCAUCUCAUCAGAGAAUCCAUACAGGGGAGAAACCAUACCACUGCUCAGAAUGUGGAAAGAACUUCAGUCACAGUUCAGGCCUUGCGUAUCAUAAAAUACUUCAUACACAAGAGAAAUUAUAUAAGUGCUCAGAAUGUGGAAAGGGUUUCAGUCACAGCUCCGGCCUUGCUUCCCAUCAAAGAAUCCAUACAGGAGAGAAACCCUAUAAAUGCUCAGAGUGUGGAAGGAGCUUCAGACAGAGCUCAAGACUCACUUCCCAUCAAAGAAUCCACACAGGGGAGAAACCAUAUCAGUGCUCAGACUGUGGAAAGAGUUUCAGUCAUGAUUCAGGCCUUGCUUCCCAUCAAAGAGCUCACACAGGGGAGAAACCAUUUACAUGCUCUGAGUGUGGAAAGAGAUUCAGUCAUCGUUCAGGCCUUGUUUACCAUCACAGAAGCCACACGAGACAAACAAUAUAA